Messenger RNA from Bursaphelenchus xylophilus (pine wood nematode), 1390 nucleotides. The record is from the annotation of a GenBank genome assembly. Lineage: Eukaryota; Metazoa; Nematoda; Chromadorea; Rhabditida; Aphelenchoididae.
AUGUUACAGUAAGCGUCAUCGAGGUUUUUAUUCGAUUUUUUCUCGAAAAUCUUCUUAUUCUCUUCUAUUCUAUUAAAACUGUCGUAUUUUACCUUUCCAAAAAAUUAUUUUACCAUUUUCCAGCUCCUUUUCCCUCCUGGCCUCAUUUCCCAAAGGAAUUUCCCGCCAGUUGAGCAACACAAUCAAGAGAUUUGCCUCGAAUCGACACGUUGUGGUCCCAAGUUAUCCUCUCCGCAAGAAGCCUGGGAAAACUGUCAGCAUUGAGGUUGCGCAACCAACUGAUAUUGCGAUUUUUGAAAAGUAUUGUAAGACUUUAUAUCAUGCGGAGCCGUUGGCCAUAGCUUUUGGUGAGUUGUUUUCUUUUUCGCCUUUUUUUGUCGAAGUGAUACAAAAAAAGCGUAUUUUGUUUUUUUAUAUCAAACUGUCGGAAAAAUAAUGAGCACAAUGGUGCUACGCCAAUCAGGUCGCUGAAGUCAAAAGAAAUUUAGUAAUUUGUCGCGACACAAUUCAUUUUCCCGGCAGCGAUGCGAUUUUUGAUGCGGCGGACUGUUCAUUAUUUUCCCGACAGACUAAUAGUCACUCCUUCGAAGGACAGUCAAUUAUUAGAACUCUUGAGAAAAUGUUUUACUUUUUUCAUUUUCAAGACUUUUCUAAUUUCAGAAUGCCCUCCAGAAGAGGUCUAUAAGCAUUUCACCUUGCCUUUGAUCGAACGGGCCCUUCGUUUCCCGUAUACUAUCAUGGUAAUGGACGGCGAUCAAAUGGUUGGAUUCAAUUUGAGUACCAUCGAAGUUUUUGACGAGCACCGGCCUCUCGCGCCGGUUGAUGUGGAUGACUUUGGAGAUGGUAAGAGAUAGUUUUUUUCCAUUUUUGGUUUAAAAAUGCCCUGAUUGGAUUUCACUUUCUUCUGUGUUUUAGUAGUCGAAUACUACGUGAAAUACCACGGUGUCACGGAGAAGAAGAUGAAAGAUUUUCUGGGGAUUUCUUACUACGCCGGUGACGUUGUCCCCAAUUUUAUGCCCAAAAUGGAACGAUAUGUCCUGGGGCAUGGUGCGCUGGCUUCGGUGGCUAAGGAGUACACUGGGUAAGGAAAAAAUGAUAAAUUUGGACCUUGUUUAGAAACGGCCUCGUCUCCGCCGUUCUCAUCGAAACUGCCCGUCAAAUGGCAGCCGACCGAAUUUGCAACUACAUUCAUGGGAACCCCACGGCCAGUGAGUCGGCGAAAGUGGCGCCAAGAGUUGGUCUGGCGGAAGUUUGGCGCCUCAACUUCAUUGACAUCAAAAUUGACGGGAAGUUUGCGAUCAAGAAGAGAAAAGCCAAAGCCGGCCUUGGAGCAAUUGCUGGGAACUUUGGCCUGGUUCAGGAUGUUGCCAAAUACGAGUAUUUGAAAUAG